AUGAUCACAGGCAAGAGCGAGCGCUACUGGACUGCUGUAUUUCUGGAUGAAGAUUUCGCCGACGACGUACCAAAGCUAUCCUUGGAAGAAGAGGAAGAUGUUACGGUUGGUGGCAUGGACCUCAUCAUUGUUGAUGCAGAGUUCAAAUCCGCUGAUACAAUUGUUUCUCCAAGGGCGUAUGCUCUUGCAUCCUUGGCAGCUACCCUCGAAGGGAUCGUUGAGCAUCAUAAGUACAUCCAGGAAGAGUUUGCAGCGAGUCUCUCUCGACACAGCCUUGAUCUCCGACAAGAGACAUCUGAAAAGUUCGCUUGCCAAAAGCAUCAGGAAUGGAGGAGUAAAUUCCAAGACUAUAUUGGGCAAGUCAGAUACAGCACCAUCCAACUACUCCGAAAAGCCAACGAGUUUCUUGAUCAAGAUGUUUGCAUCAGCCCUGAUGGACUGCCUUGUAGCCCACCAUGGCUAAGUGUGGCGGAUGAGCCCAAUGCUAAGAAGUCUUUGUGGAGGGUCAUUGCGUGUCGCAAUAGAUUGCGCGAGAUUAGCCACGAACUUGACUAUCUGGUCGACGAGGCUAAGCGUGAGGUAUGCAACAAUUAG
Molecule: messenger RNA, 594 nt
Organism: Fusarium musae
Lineage: Eukaryota; Fungi; Ascomycota; Sordariomycetes; Hypocreales; Nectriaceae
Exons: 2
Coding region: 1-594 (197 amino acids)
Source: RefSeq, a predicted model, not a curated record